AAUUACCAAAGAAACGAAAAGUUAAAAAAUUUAAAUAAAAGUAAAGACAAUUAAAUAUUGCUCAAAACACUAAUUCGUGCAUGCAUAACCUCAAAAUUCGCUUUGAUUACGCAUCACUAGCGACAUUUUACGCGCCAGCCGUUCGACUCACCACACCGGAAGUGGGCGCUCAUUAAGUGCGGCGUAAAAAAAGUAGCAGAAAUUCGUGUAACUUGCAUAAAAUUAAGUGAAGUUAUUUACUUCUGUGCGAUUACCUAAUACAAAUCGUAGUUGGAAAACGAAAAAUUGGAAAAGCAAAAUCCAAUAUUGAACUUUAGUGAAGAGCUUUGAAUUAAACUUAGUAUAAAUUUACAGCUAAAAUCCUUCAAGAAAUAAAAAAUAAAAAACACACAAAAUGCAGCCACUAAAACGUUUCACACAAUGCGGCAGUCUGACAAUGCUCUUUGGCGUCUUCAUUAUACUCUUCGGUGUCAGUUCGACAGCUUUGACCACAUUUGGCAAGACCAAUAAUGAUAAACCAACACCAACACCAAUAAUCAAAGGCAAGGAGUGUAACAAUCACGAUGACUGUGUAACGAUAGAUAAAACUAGCUGCGUCAAGGAUCCAAUCGAUUACAAGCAUCGCUGCCUGUGCGGUGAUGAUUCGGCACCAGUAAAUGGACAUUGUCAGGAUGUACUAAAAGGUUUGCGUCAUAAAUGCAGCAGCAGCCAUGAAUGUGAGGACGGUCUGGUUUGCCAAUUUGAGAGUCUUAAUCGCACGAUUGGUGUAUCGAAAUUCAUUUCCAAAACCAAGUUAUGCCUGUGCGAUAAUGAAAGCGGUUUCUUCGAGGAUGUCUUGCGUGAUAUUUGCAGUGGUGCUUCUCUACAAACAAUUGCAAAUAUUUUACUGUCAUUGACCUCCACCGUGGCGCCGUUCAUUGUCUACGCACGCAUGAAGCCGCAUUUCUAAAAUGGAAUAACAACCAGCAAUUUAUUUAUUUAUUAAUUUAUUUAUUUAUAUUUUGUUAAUUUCUCUCAAAUGUGAUUAAAGAACAUAUCUUUGUAUGUAUGUAGUUGAUACAAAAAGUUUGCUGUAAUAAUAUACAACUAUUCAAUUCGAUUGCGGCCGUAAGCCCACACACACAUUCGUGUAUUGUCAAUUAGCUUAGUAAAAAUGGAUUUGUAUUGUGUGGUAAAUGUAGCAACACCAUUAUUAAUAUAUGUAUGUGUAAAUGUAUUUAAGAAAUUAGCACACAAUAAAAUAUUAUUUUAAACAGUUGAUUGAAAUCAUCCAACUUUAAACAGUCCUCAACUCAACUCAACUCAACUCAGCUCAACUCAACUGAAAUUAUUGUUUUUUUGGUGUAUAUAUGCAAUUUGUUAUAUAUUUGCGCAUAAAUAUGUACAUGCUAUGUAAACCUAUACAAAUAUCUGUAUAAAUACUACUACUUACGUGCCUCUUAUGUACUAGAAAAUAUUAUAUACAAAAAUUAAGUUUAUUUACUUUUAUACUUUUUAGUGCUCUACUAUUUAUAUGGAUGUAUGUAUAAUCAACUUUAGAAAAAAAAAAUUAAUAUAACAUAACAUUGUUAAACAUUUAUGUAUGUGUAUCUUAUCUACCACAGAUGUCCUUAAACCCCAAAAAUUCAUAACAUUGUACCACCGCCAAUUUUUAUGUAUCUGCCUUCUCAUAAAGGUGCAAUUAUUUACAAAAAAAAAAAUAAAAAAUAAAAAUAAAAAAAAAUUAAUAAAUUCAUUAAUUAAAUGUAAAACAUAUCAAACUGCAAUGCACACAAUUAGAUUUAGCAACAAAAUAAUAUUGUAUCAUUCAUGACUCUCCUUCGCACACACGCACACACACACACAGUUGUUACAUUGAUGUAAACACGUUAGCAGAAAAUCCAUUUUUAAUACUGCACUAAAGUUAAUAGAUAAAUAAAUUUGGGAAUAGAUAUAAUCAAGCUUUCAGUUAACUUAUUGUCCUAUAAAUAUGCGAGGGAAUACAAGUAGUUAAUUCUGUCAUUUAUACCAUGAAUACAACAAAGAUAAAUAAAUAAUUAAAUACCUAGGAGUAAGCCUACGAAUUCCCACUUAUAUAUGUAUAUGCGCUUUAUACCACAUCAAAAAUAGAAAUUAUCUUCCUUGAUGUGAAUAAGGAACAUUUUUAAUUCAUUUUCUUAUUUAUGUAUGUAUCUUGACAAAUCGAUCGAUCGCACAACUUCUACCCCUGUAUUUUUAUGAAAAUUAAAAUUCAGCUCAAAAAUUAAUAAAAUUAGAA
Ceratitis capitata (Mediterranean fruit fly) is the source of this 2257-nucleotide messenger RNA. RefSeq lists its product as hypothetical. The transcript has 4 exons. The coding region runs from base 395 to 949 and encodes 184 amino acids. Lineage: Eukaryota; Metazoa; Arthropoda; Insecta; Diptera; Tephritidae. The record is from RefSeq and is a predicted model, not a curated record.